Dunckerocampus dactyliophorus (ringed pipefish) is the source of this 6632-nucleotide messenger RNA. RefSeq names its product NCK associated protein 1 like (gene nckap1l). The transcript has 34 exons. NCBI's taxonomy places the organism in Eukaryota, Metazoa, Chordata, Actinopteri, Syngnathiformes, Syngnathidae. Gene Ontology annotation, cellular component: SCAR complex. Gene Ontology annotation, biological process: cell morphogenesis; cortical actin cytoskeleton organization; cell migration. The record is from RefSeq and is a predicted model, not a curated record. The coding region runs from base 2569 to 5940 and encodes 1123 amino acids.
UGGAGUAAAUGAAGGGCGUAUGAUGAGUGCUGUGGCAAGACUGUGAUCUACAUCAGUGUCUUGAUGCGUUCUGCUCCAGUACAAAGUGAAAUCGGAUAUGAAGUUUGCGGUACCAGCUGAGCUGCACUGCUGACCUGUUUAUUAUUCUGGGCUGCAGCGUCUAAAUUUGCAAGAACACAUCCAACACGUCCGCUUGAUCCUGCAGAGGUUACUGGAGAACCACCUCUUUGUUAAAGCCGAGAAGUGUGAAUUCCACAACUCUUCCGUCUCGUUCCUGGGGUUCAUAGUGGAGAAGGGUCAAAUGCGUGCCGAUCCCGCCAAGAUCCCUUGCAGAGGUUCUUGGGCUUUGCCAACUUACAGACGAUUAAUUUGUGAAAACAGUACCAAGGCUGAACCUCACACAAGGCUUACAUCGGUUAAGGUUCCAUUUGAAUGGACCACUGAGGCAGAAAGCGUGUUUGUAUUACUCAAAAGGUUAUUUACCAGUGCUCUGGUGCUCACACAUCCUGACCUCUCUCUUCAAUUGUUUGUAGAGAUGGACGGGUCCGAUUCAGGAGUGGGAGCCAUCCUGUCCCAGUGGUCCCCAGUCGACCAGAAGCUACACACAUGUGCAUUCUUCUCGCGUCGCCUCAUACCUGCAGAGGGGAAAUACGAUGCGGAUAAUAGGGAGCUGUUGGCCAUUGUUCUCACAUUGCAGGAGUGGAGACAUUGGCUGGAGAGUGCAGCCGUUCCUAGUUCUCACCGAACAUAAGAACCUCGCCUACAUCCGUGCUGCACAGACUUAAUUCCCGCUAUGCACGUUGGGACCUGUUCCUGACUCGUUUUAACUUCUCCAUUACUUACAGAUUCGGUUCUCGCAGCAUCAAGCCGGAUGCCCUCUGCAGAAUCUACAGUCCUGCCAUAGAUAAGUCCAGCCCCUGACCUGUCAUACCUGUGGGCCGUGUAGUCUAAGCUGUCAAGUGGGAGGUGGAGUGAAGGGUGCCGGAUGCAGCUGGACGCACCACCAUACUCGAGGGAUGUUCCCCGGGAGGCUGUUCGUUUCGGCCGAACUCAGGUCCGAGGUGCUGCAUUGGGGGCACGAGUCGAAAUUGUGUGUCAUCCGAGCGUAAAGCAGACACACUUUAUCAUUGCCCAAAGAUUCUGGUGGCCAUCUUUGAACACGGAGUUCAUUGCUGCUUUCUCCAUCUGUGCAAGGCCCUCAUCGCCCUCCGUCAGGACUUUUGCUACCUCUACCCAUCCCCCGUUCAAGAAGAAACACGGUGGUACUGACGGUGGUGGACCGACUUUCCCAAAUUACUUAUUUAAUUGUCCUGGCCAAGCUUCCCUCAUCUCAGUGUGGAAACAGCUCAGCUACUCAUCAAGCACAUCUUUCAUGGCAUACCCACCGACUUGUUUACUGACAGAGGACCACAGUUCAUAUCCCUGCUCUGGAAGGCUUUCUGCAAGGCGCUGGGAGCAUCAGCGAGCCUGUCUUCUGGUCAUCACCCUCAGUCCAAUGGACAAACGGAGCGAGCCAACCAGGGCUUGGAGGCCAUGCUGCGCUGCAUGUGUCACCGCCAUCCUUCAUCUAUCUCCCCUGGAUCGAGUACGGCCACAACACCCUUGCCUGCUCGGCCUCAUGUAUGUCACCCUUCAAAACUGCGGAUGGUUCAACCUCCUGGUUCCCUUCCCAAGAGUCCGAUAUCUCUGUGCCAUCCAUCCAUCACCACCUGCGACGGGCUCACCGAGUGUGGCGGGACACCCGUGCUGCCCUGGGACGAAUGGCGACGGAAACACACAUCUGGCGGAUUGGCACAGGAUCCCCUCACCGGAUUACCGCCCGGGUCACGAGGUGUGGCUUUCGGCAUGUGAUCUGAAACUUGCUGGUGUCUCCAGGAAGCUGGCACCAAGGUUCAAGGGUCCCUACAUGAUAGAGGCCGUCAGCAACCCGGCAGCAGUAAGGCUCAAACUGCCUCCCAGUCUCAAGGUCAACCCAGUCUUCCACGUCUCCAGCCUCUAGCUAGUCGCUACCUGCCAGCUCAGCCCUCCGGUCGAGCUUCCUCCUCCUCCAUGGGUGAUCGAUGGCCGAGAGGUAUUUACGGUGAAGGCACUGUUAGACUCCAGAAGAAGGGGUAGGGGUGUACAAUACCUGGUCGACUGGAAGGGAUAUGGACCAGAGGAAUGCUCCUGGGUCUGCCGCUCCUGGAUCUGCGACCUCUCUCUCAUCACUGAGUUUCACGCACAUCAUCCAGGUAAACCAGGAGCAAUCGCUCUUGCCGAAGGACACUUCGACAUGAUCAGUGGAGGAACGAUCCCACAACCGUCAGGUUGGGAGACAACCACCCUUCCACCUGAGCCACGUCACCUCGGGAGCUGAGUAGGUUCUCAAUAAAUGGUGACGCCAUCUCCAAAUCAGCAAAACCACCCGACAGUAACUCCAAACUCCGCCUCCCACAACCACGAGCCCCAUGUGACCCAUCAGCGGCAGGGGUGAGGCCUCGGGUGCACUUGUUUUCAAGGGUCCAGCUUCCUCAGUACCAGGAGGACAAGGCUUGUGCGGAGGGACAGGUGACGCGUGGGGUUGAGACCAUGGACUACCAUCAAAAACUGGCGGAAAAACUCACCAUCCUAAAUGAGAGAGGGAACGGGGUGCUGAUACGCAUGAACUACAUCAAGAAGUUGUGUGCAGAUGUCAAGCUGCGGCCAGCCAUCCUUACAGAUAAGUCAAUGGAAGCUGCCAUCAAAUAUAUCAACAAAAAGUUCCCAAACAUUGAUUUCCGAGGAAACAUACAAAACCUAACCAGCAUCCAGCGGCAAAAGUCUGAUGUGAUGGAGGCCACAACAAGCUACUACGACUCUUUUCUAGACGUCAUAGAGUUCAGGGACCACGUCUAUGAGUUGCUGAACACCAUAGAUGCCUGCCAGUGCUUCUUUGAUAUUGCUGUAAACUUUGACUUCACCAAGAGCUACUUGGACCUGAUCAUCACUUAUGCCUCAGUUAUCAUCACCCUCGCUCGCAUCGAUGAGAAAAAGGCUCUGGUGGGCAUGUUCAACUGUGCUCAUGAGAUGAUGAAGGGCAACAGUGACCCCUCCUACCCACGCCUCAGCCAGAUGUUUGUGGAAUACGAGCAUCCCUGGAAAAAGCUCACUGAGGAGUUUGGACCUCACACCAGGUCAGUGACCGCAGCACUGCUGUCUCUGAGAAUGAUCUACCCAAGGAGGAACCUACCGGCCGAACAGUGGCGGAAUGCCCAGCUCCUCAGUCUGCUCAGUGCUCCGGCUACUAUGUUGGAUCCGGCCUGCUGUGACACUAUGGCUUGUGAAUAUCUGCCUUUGGAGGUAAUGGAGCGCUGGAUCAUCAUCGGCUUCCUCCUGUGCCACAGCAGCCUGAAUAGCAACCAAGCUUCCCAGGAGCUGUGGAAAAUGGCUCUGCGGAGCGGCUUGUACAUCACCCUCACCAGAGACGAGCUGCUCAGCAUACACAAAGUCUCUGAAGACCUCUUUGACAACAUCAAAGGAUACGGCAAGCGUAUUGCAGACGUCAAGGAGUGCCGCGAUCAUGUCAUAGCUAACAGUGGGGUACUACACCGAGAGAGGAGACACUUCCUUAGAGGAGCCAUGAAGGAAUUAGUGAUGGUCCUGGAAGAUGAACCAGGGCUGCUGGGACCAAAGGCUCUCUUUGUCUUCAUGGCCCUGACGUUCUCCCGUGACGAAGUCCUGUGGCUGGUGCGACACUCUGAGAACAUGCCCAAAAUAAAAACACCUGAGGACUAUGUUGACAAUCAGAUGGCGGAGUUGCUCUUCCACAUGGAGAGACUGAGAGGACUCAUGAGAAAAUACUACCACGUCGUCCAGCGUUACCACAUCCAGUACCUGGCUCAGUUUGAUGCCCUGGUUCUCAAUGACACCAUACAGAACAUGCACGUGUGUCCAGAGGAGGAAUCAGUUCUGCUGAGUUCAUUUGUUUCAACCCUUUCUGUGCUCUCAGUGAAACAAGUGGAGAACAAAGAGGAGUUUGAUUUCAGGGCUGUGAGAUUGGACUGGCUGAGGCUGCAGGCCUACGCAAGUGUGAACAAGGCCCCUUUGUCUAUAAAGGACUACCCAGACUUAGCAAAAGUCAUGAACACCAUCCAGUUUCACACUAAGAUGGUGGACAGCAUUGAAGAACUCCUGCAGGAAACGUCAGAUUUGUCUGUUCUUAGUUUCUUCCCACGAGUAUGUGAGAGAAUGUUUUGCCAGAGCAGUGAGGAAAUGACUAUGAAGCGAUACCUGAUGGCCUUCCCUUCUGUUUGCUCCCACUUCAACCAGUGUGGACACCCUUUCUGCCCUGAAGAGGAGGAGGCGAUAGAGAAGAGGAGCCUGCGCCUGUGUGUGACCUUCCUGGAGCACAUAGCCAAGCAGACCAGUGCUGUUAUGUUGGAGAUAUGUGCUGAACAGUGCAACCUCAAUGAGCAGUUGCAGCCCAAACACUGUUCUGAAACCAUCAGCGCAGCUCGCUACAGGAAGCAGAAGAAAGCUGUGCCAAAAAAAGGAGAGGUCCAUAAAGAAAAACCAGGAGCUGAAAGCCUGAGGAAAGACCGCACCAUCACCACCAAUGUGGACAAGAUGCAUCUGAUGCUGACUGAGUUGUGCUCGUCCUACAGCCUGUGCAGCGACAUCGUGGUGCACAGCCACGUGGUCCUUCCCACAGAGUUUCUGCUGUCUCAUCUGGAGAUAUGUCUCUCUGAGAACAUCGUGAGAAUGGCCAAUUACAACCAGGCCACCCUGGAGAUCGCUCGGCCCGUAGACCUCCUGGCAGGGAUAAGGUCUUACACCGCCAGCCUGCACAGCCUGCCUAACUACAUCAACGUGGACGUCGCCCGGCUGGUGAGGAGCGUCCUGAUGCAGCAAACACAGCCGCUGGAUUCCAGAGGGGCACUGACGCUCACAAACAUUUACACAAGCUGGUAUCUGGAGAGUCUCUUACGUCUGGCCAGCAACUCCCUGAUUGUCCACUGUCCCGCCAUGCAGUGCUUUGUCAAUCAAACGUUCGACAACGAACCCACUUUCAGAGCGGAGGAGUUCUCAGAUGUAUCAGACUUGCAAGCUCUGGCUGAGCUACUCGGUCCCUACGGACUCAAGUUCCUGAGCGAGAACCUGAUGUGGCACGUCACCUCUCAAGUCAGCGAGCUGAAGAAACUGGUCAUGGAGAAUAUGGAUGUCCUGGUGCAGAUGAGAAGCAGCUAUGAUAAGGUGGAGGAAAUGGCCAAUCUGAGGAGGAGACUGACAGGAGGAGAGAACCUGCUGAAGAGGAUGACCAUCAUUGGAGUCAUCUUGUCCUUCAGAUCUAUGACGCAGGACUGCCUGAGAGAGGUGCUGCAAAAGCAUUGCCCUUACCUGAUGGGUCCCAUUGAAUGCCUGAAGGACUGCGUCUCUCCUGACACAGACAUAAAGGUGACUCUGAGUGUCUUCGAGCUCGCCUCUGCAGCAGGUAUGACUUGUGAGAUUGAGCCGGCCCUGGUCUCAGCCAUCAGCAGCAUGCAGACAGAUAACACGUCCAUAGACGAGGAGUACAAGCUGUCAUGUUUGCUCCUCGUCUACAUCGCAGUGUCUCUGCCGAGUUUGGCCCUGGACCCUAACUCUUCCUACAGCCGCGAGCAUGGAGGCCACAACAACAACAUCCACUGUUUAGCGUUGGCCGUCAACCAACUUGCUGCGGCUAUGUUCACGGUGCAGAACAAGAACAUCCAGCAGCAUCUGAAAGAGUUUCUGCUGUUGGCAUCUUCCUGUCUGCUUCAGAUGGGACAAAACAUGGAGAAACCUGAGAGCAAAAACAGAGAGUCCAUCUAUCUGCUUCUACACAAGAUUGUGGAGGAGUCUCCGUUCUUGAGCCAAGACAUGCUGGAGAGCUGCUUCCCAUACGUCCUGCUCCGGAACGCCUACAGAGAAGUGUACAAGUCCACCAUCGUCACACUUGGGUGAAGACAUUCUUUGUUUUCUGUAACCUUGAUUUACCAUAAUACUUGUUUAAAUGUGCAUUAAGUUUACAUUGAUGAUAUCCAAGACUGUUUCUACCGGCUUAUUUAUGAUCACUAUCCUUAUUAAAUAUGCUUUACUAGGGGGUGUAAAUGGUACGCCAUAAUCACGGUUCAGUACAUACCUCAACUCCUACUAGCCAAAGGCUAUAUUGCACUGUAUUUGUUUACAGAGUAGAUGCGUGACUGUAUCACAAGGCAGUUCUACUUCCUGUCCUGCACCUAAAGUGUAAACUGUGGAAAUGCUUUGGUACCAAAUAGGCCGUACGGAAAAAUCAGAUUACGAAGCCAUGUACCGCUACACCCCUCUUCUUAACAUGUUGUUGUGGUGCUUUUCUGCCAUCUUAACAGAUUAGUUUCAAAUCACCCCUCAUGAGUUUUUCAUUAUCUUGACAUAUUCUUGCGUGCGUCAGGUCGAUUCUGCAAUAAUGCUCCAUUAAAAAAAACAGCUUGUUUUCUAAGCAUUUUCAGACUGGAAAGUCAUUGAUGCCGAUGUGUAUUAUUUUUUCCAUGAAUAAAGAUCAUAAUUAUAUUUAGUUUGUUUUCUUUUUGGUCCCAAUUCAACAUGUGUUCCUCAUCUACUUACAGGCGUCCUCCGCCUUUCUCUGCCCUCCAAAUCUAUCCUCCCUCCUUGAGCAG